Messenger RNA from Amphimedon queenslandica, 1008 nucleotides. RefSeq lists its product as uncharacterized. NCBI's taxonomy places the organism in Eukaryota, Metazoa, Porifera, Demospongiae, Haplosclerida, Niphatidae. The record is from RefSeq and is a predicted model, not a curated record. The coding region runs from base 18 to 917 and encodes 299 amino acids. The transcript is spliced from 6 exons. Gene Ontology annotation, molecular function: hydrolase activity.
CACAAAUUUAGCGCAAGAUGGCUUCUGAAUUAGAGAUUGUUGAUGGUCAUAUGCACCUCUGGACGACUCAAACUCAUCCCUGGGUAGAAAAUGUGAAAGAUGGCGGGCAUCCAGCAGGAAAAUUCGAGAAAGUGGCCACCUAUACACUGAAGGAGUACCUAGCAGAUGUCAGUGGAUACAAUGUAACACAAGCCGUUCAUGUUGAAGCUUGUUGGCCCGGAGAUCCAGUGGGAGAGACAAAGUGGCUUGACGGAAUAGCUGACUCUAAUCCUAAAGGCUUUCCUCAAGCUAUUGUUGGUCAUGCUGACCUCUCAGCUGACAACCUUGAGGAGAUAUUGAAAAGACAGUGUGAGUCUAAACGAAUGAGAGGCAUCAGACACAUGCUCAACUAUCAUCCCCAGAAGCCAGAGUUCAGCGAGCAGGCUCACGACAACUUCCUCACCGAUCCCAAGUGGCUUGCAGGGGUCGGACUCCUGGAAAAGUACAGGCUUUCGUUUGAGCUUCACGUCCUUCCAGUUCAAAUGAGAAGAGCUGCAGAUGUUGUGAAAAAGUUUCCCGGCGUCAUGUUUAUGGUUGACCACUGCGGUCUACCGUACGAGCGAGAUGAAGCCACAAUGGCAGUUUGGAGAGAAGGUUUGACAGCUUUGGCUCAAUAUCCUAAUGCUUACUGCAAGAUAUCUGGUUUUUUUGCUACCAAUCCAAAAUGGACUACUCCAGAAUUGGCCUCUGUGAUUAUACCUUGCAUUGAAAUAUUUGGUGUCGAUAGGUGUGUUUUUGCUAGUAAUUUUCCAGUGGAUCGUAUCAAUGGGACGUUUGAUCAAAUGAUGAAGGAGCUACUAGAGAUAUUGAAGGAUUACUCAAAUGAAGACAGAAAGAAAAUAUUUGGAGAAAAUGCAAAGAAAUUCUAUCGCUUGUAACCUUUUAGCUAAUUUGAACUUGUAAAAUAUAUAAUAGAUUAUUAUUAUUAUUAUUGCAUUUUUUUGCUGCAAAAAAUAUUAAAUUUUAAAA